This is a messenger RNA of Daucus carota subsp. sativus, 1452 nucleotides long. RefSeq names its product transcription factor MYB30. The record is from RefSeq and is a predicted model, not a curated record. The transcript is spliced from 3 exons. Lineage: Eukaryota; Viridiplantae; Streptophyta; Magnoliopsida; Apiales; Apiaceae. Gene Ontology annotation, biological process: response to auxin. Bases 174 to 1205 code for a protein of 343 amino acids.
AUCCCUCUUUCUCUUUUCUUUCUAUAUAUCACACCCCCUUCUCCACACCCACACAAACCACUGCUUCUCACUCUUUGGGCCUUUCUUUCUCUUUUCACUAAACCAAAACUCAGAUCCUUGGGUAUUACUUCAAGGAUCACACAAAAUUCAGUUGUACAAACAAAUAGAAAAGUAUGGGAAGACCUCCAUGUUGUGACAAGAUGGGAGUGAAGAAAGGACCGUGGACUCCCGAGGAAGAUAUCAUGUUGGUUUCUUAUGUUCAAGAACAUGGUCCGGGCAAUUGGCGAGCUGUUCCUACCAAUACUGGGUUGCGUAGAUGCAGUAAGAGCUGCAGGCUUAGAUGGACUAAUUAUCUGAGGCCGGGAAUAAGAAGGGGUGAUUUCACUGCUGAUGAAGAAAAGAUGAUCAUCCAGCUUCAAGAUCUUCUUGGAAACAAAUGGGCUGCUAUAGCAUCGUAUCUUCCUGAGAGAACAGAUAAUGACAUCAAAAAUUAUUGGAAUACUCAUUUGAAGAAGAAGCUGAAAAAGCUGGAGGACAGCACUAAUUCUGAUGAGGGAAGGGCAUGUUUGGCUACAGAGGAGAACACUCUCAUUUCAUCUUAUUCACACUCCAUAUCUAGGGGCCAGUGGGAGAGGAGGCUUCAAACGGAUAUUCACCUGGCCAAACAAGCCCUAAAUGAUGCUUUGUCAUUAGAUCAGAAACCAAUGAUCAUCCCUCCUCCAAACCCUAGUCAUCAUGAAGCUGCCUCCACAUCUUCCCAGCUCUAUGCCUCCAGUACCGAAAACAUAGCGAAAUUGCUGAAAGGCUGGAUGAAAAACUCGCCACAGAUGUCUUGUUCAAGCACUACGGUGACUACGCAGCAUUCUGCGGUCCAGAAGAAUAUUCAAGAUGCUCAUGUCACUGAUUAUUCUACCUCAAGUGAAGGCACGGAUCAAAGCAAAAGCAAUGGCAUUGAUUUAUCUCAAGCAUUCGACUCGCUCUUCGGAUUCGAGACUUUGGACUCUAGUUCUAAUAUUUCCGAUUUCUCCACAAAAUCUCAUAACAAUAAUAUGUCCCCGGAGGAAGCUAGUACCUUUUUCAACAAUGAAAGAAAGCCGGACCUCAGCUCUCUCGUUCCCUUCUCGAUGUUCGAGAAUUGGUUAUUCGACGACGGUGCUCAUAACAAAUUAGGGCUCACAUCUAACUUUUCUUUUGAUGACAUAUAAAGCUCUCGGAUCUAGUGUUUUGUAAUUGAGCCUGGGAUCGUGUUUGAGGUUAAUUAUUUAAUUUGUAUGCAAGGGGUUCGUACGUAUAUUCUGUGUUAUCUUGUUUAUUUCGUUAUCCGGUUUGGUCCAACCAUAGAUAUGGUUUUUUCUUGAUCUAUUGCAAUAGACAAGUGUUGUUGAUCAAUUAGCAAACCAUUUUCAAUGUGCCUAUAAUGAAUUCCAUGGCCAUGUGCCAUGCUUAAUUUUC